Molecule: messenger RNA, 1077 nt
Organism: Metarhizium brunneum ARSEF 3297
Lineage: Eukaryota; Fungi; Ascomycota; Sordariomycetes; Hypocreales; Clavicipitaceae
Source: RefSeq, a predicted model, not a curated record
AUGACUACGCCGUCGACCGGUGCUUCACUGAUGGCGGAGCAGGUUCUGUGGAUGGGUUGGUGUGGAAGUUGUCAUCUGGAAAAGUUACUCGGUGUCAACGCCACGGGUUCAUGUGAAUUGCAGCGUGUACUCCCGUUCCUGGCCCAAAGCAUUGCCUUCACGCUGGAUGAUCCUGAUCUAGCAUACAGCAUGGGAGGUGUACCAGUCAACAAGUCCGCCAUGGGCGUGCCGUUCGAGGUGCUGUACGAAGCCUUUGUUGGUGCUUUCGGGCUUCAUACUUUGGGUGAGCCGGUAGGAUUCUGGUCCGAGUUGGAGUCUGUGUCGAUCUGCCUCCCGAUACUGGAAACCAAGCCUGUUUCCUGUUUCAAAACAGGUAGUCUCCUCCUUUCCGGAAGAAACCUGACCGUCUCGUCCAACGGAUGCGUGGCGAGUACCAUGUUCUAUAGUGUUGACCCGUCUAGUCAAGGUGCUACAGUUGCUGGAACACAUGCCACUGAGUUUAGUGACUUUGCAGGCUUCGCAGGCCAGACACAGAAUGACACCUUCGCUUUGACGUGUUCCAUCGACCUCCGGCCCUCUAUCGCGAUACGCCGACUCAAGUUAGCUCGCUACUCGCGGAAAUAUCUCGAUAAGAUCAACUACAAUUUCCAGUUUGCGGUCACUAGGGACAGGUUCAAUGACUUACCAUGCCAAGGCAACAUGUCGCUUGAUUGGAUGUCGACAUCCACCGCUCUGGCGGUUGGUGCUUCCGCUCCCUGGCAACUCCUUCGGGAGCGAAGCCAUCUCGACGGACACCUCGACACGCUUCUUGCUACAACGGUUAAUUGGAAUGAUACAGUAUCUAGAGUUAGCAAGUUGGAGGCAGGAUUGUGGGUUACCGUGGCCAUUGGAAUAGGGAUGUACUGGGCUUCCGGGCAAGGGAACGAUGGUGAGAAGGUCGUGUCGAUGGGCGAGUAUAUGUUGGAAGGACUACGAAUUGGACCUUAUAAGUGGUGGGGUCUUGUGUAUACUUUUCCUCUGCUGUUUUCUAUUCUUGUUCUUGCUGUUUUGCUGUGGCAGACUCGCUCCCGGUCAUAG